AUGCCUUCGCUUUACGACUCGUUCACCGGCCGUCCAUGGGAUCAGCCCACGCUUUAUGGAGUGCAAGAAGCCAGCGCCCAUAAGACGCACACCUCCGGCUCAUCGACUGCAGCCAGCACGCCUCCCAGAUUCGGUGUCGAUAUACCUGUGGAUUACUGGACCGAUUUGGCAUCACGACUUUGCCUCGACCCGAAAGCAGGCGACCUUCGCAAAGGGGCUGGCGUGGAGAAAGAAACGCUCAUUGAUGGCUUCAAAUCGGAAGCUGACGUUGUAAACGCAGCAACGCUGUACCUCUCAAACCCUGUCCAUCGUGCUUAUCAGCUCGUCCAUCCAGAAGAUAAAUGCCUUAACGAGGUCUACCAUCAUAAAGCAAAUGAGACCACCUUGGACCCCGAGUUAGGCUCCGCCCGUGUGGACAGGGCAUAUUUUAAAGGAGAGCCUAGUAACAAGGUCAAACCUGGCAGCUCCAAGAAUAUAUUCGCCUUGAUGGAGUACAAAAAGCACGGAACCAUCGACAGAAGUCAAUUUGCACGAGCUAUAGCCCAUUCAGCACAACAGUUCAUUGAACUUGAUGAUGAUGCUCCAUUUAUCAACCCAGACAACCCUGCCGACGCUCCAAACCGGGACCCAAACCACAUCAUAUUGAUGAAGCAGGCAACUCAUUAUGCGGUCAAAUACAAGACUCGAUUCGUGGCUUUGUGCGACUUUAACACUUUACUGUUGCUAGUAAUGGCAAAAACGGAGAGAAAUCUAGUCGGCGGACGAUAUGCCUACAUGACUAUAGUAAAGGAUCCGAAAGACAUGCGAAAGGCGUAUCUAGGAUUCCUUCUAGCGGCUAGGGGAGAAGCUGACACAGAUACUACAAAACGGUUCUUGGAUCGAAAUGACAGAGAUGUCUUCCAGAAGGCCAGAGAUUGGGACAAUAACGACAACCCAUUCGGUCCCGCGACAAACUCACCUCGGAGAGGGAGAAAUCCCAAUCCCAUCCACGAUUCUCCACAAAACAGCCAGGGCAGCGAUGUCUCCAUGACCGGAAUGCAGCGCGGCGGAGCACCGCAAAUCGUCACCGCCAAGAAGCCGGGACCAGGUAACGGCGGCGCUGGAGACAGGGGAAUAGCCGGACAGCUCAGCAAGCUCGUCCGCGAGUUCCAGGUCAACCGGCACCGUUUCAUCCACGGCUACUUCGGCCUCCAGAUCCAGCGCAACAUCUAG
Diaporthe batatas is the source of this 1212-nucleotide messenger RNA. RefSeq lists its product as uncharacterized. The coding region runs from base 1 to 1212 and encodes 403 amino acids. The record is from RefSeq and is a predicted model, not a curated record. Lineage: Eukaryota; Fungi; Ascomycota; Sordariomycetes; Diaporthales; Diaporthaceae. The transcript is spliced from 4 exons.